AUGGAAGAAAGGCGGUCCUUGGAUGUAUGUUCCUUUGCAUAUCAAAGAAUAAUAAUGUAUUGCCAGCAGGCAGAAACGUCUACAAAAUUGGGGACAGCUGAAUCUCCAAACAGACCGUUCGUUACUUUGCGACUGGUUGCGGCAACUUCAUCCCUUCAACCAACUCUUAUUUUACAAUUUUACGGAAAAAAGGACAGGGACCCGUUCCCAACAGGUACCACCGACAUUCCUCCGGGCAUUAUCAUCGUGAUCCACUCAUUGUUCAAAGUGAUAGCCAUCACUGCAGCGCAUGCUGCAUUUGCUGCAUGA
This is a messenger RNA of Brugia malayi, 309 nucleotides long. RefSeq lists its product as uncharacterized. NCBI's taxonomy places the organism in Eukaryota, Metazoa, Nematoda, Chromadorea, Rhabditida, Onchocercidae. The transcript is spliced from 2 exons. The record is from RefSeq and is a predicted model, not a curated record. The coding region runs from base 1 to 309 and encodes 102 amino acids.